AUGGAAGAAGUUGUUACUUUCGGUGUCCAGGAAAUAGUGAAGAAAGUUGCUUCACUUGCCGAACAUGAAUUCCGUCUUCUAUGGGGAUUCCAAGGAGAGGUGACAAAGCUGCGUGAAUUAUUAUCAAGGAUUCAAGAUAUGCUACAAGAUGCCGAACAAUCACAAGGUCGGGGUAAGGCUGUGGAAAGGUGGGUGAAGGAUCUUGAAGACAUAGCUUAUGAUGCUGAUGAUGUGUUGGAUGACUACGGAUAUGAACUUCUCCGCCGUGAGGUAGAAGUGCAAGACCAAAUGAAGAAAAAAAUGUUCAAUUUCUUUUCACACCACAAUACUAUUGUGUUUCGUUGGAAAAUGGGGCGGAAAAUUGAGAAAAUCAAUGCAUCCUUGGUGACUCUGAAGAAUGAGGCAGCUAGUAUUGGGCUAGUAGGUAGGAUCCCAAAUGCAACCUCCUCUCAUGAGAUUGUAGUUGACAGGGAAACUGUCUCCAUCUUUAAACAAGAUGAAAAGAACAUUGUUGGAAGGGAGAAGCUUGUGUCAGAGAUAGUUGCAACCUUGAUCAACUCAAGGAAUACUCGAGAGAAUGAAAAUCUGCCCGUGAUGGCCAUUGUGGGAAUGGCCGGCUUGGGAAAAACAACUUUGGCUAAAUCUGUAUAUCAUCAAGAUGAGAUAGGCAGACGCUUCACUGAAAAAAUAUGGAUAUGUGUAUCUAUUCCUUUUGAGGUCAAGUCAAUUUUAAGCAAGAUCUUGGAACAUUUUAAACGGGCCGGUAUGCAAGACAAGGAUGCAAUAAUCAAAAUUCUUCAAGAAGAUCUGAAAGGGAAAAGAUAUUUGCUCAUACUGGAUGAUGUGUGGAACGAAGAUUCUGACAAAUGGAAUGACUUGAUGAGUUGUUUGUUAAGUAUUGAAGAUACCCAAGGAAGCAAAAUCAUUGUUACUACCCGGAGUGUGAGGGUUGCAAAAAUCGUGCACACACUUUCUUCCAAAUGGUGCGACUUGGAAAAACUGUCAGACAAUCAAUGUUGGGACAUUUUGAAGGAUAGAGCAUUUCCAAAUGAGAGUGCUCCUAACUUAAAUGAAGAACAAGAGAAAAUUGGAAGGGACAUCGCCAAAAAGUGUGGAGGUAUUCCAUUAGUUGCAAAGGUUUUGGGAAGUAUGAUGCGGUCCAAAGAAAUUGAUGGUUGGCGGGUAAUUCAAGAAAGUACAAUAUGGGAUUUACCUGAAGAAGAAAAAAAAAUAUCAUCGGUUUUGAAGUUGAGUUUUGAUGAAUUGAAAUCACCAACUUUGAAACAAUGUUUUGCCUGCUGCUCAAUGUUCAUCAAAGAUUCUGAAAUUGAACAAGAUGACUUGAUUCAACUUUGGAUAGCUCAAGGAUUGCUUCACCCUUCUCCCAAAAAUAGUGAUAGAGAGAUGGAGGAUGUAGGAAAUCAAUAUUUCAAUAUUCUGUUGGAGAAUUCUUUUUUUCAAGAUGUUAGAAAGGAUGACAAUAAUGUGAUUACCCACUGCAAGAUGCACGAUCUUGUGCAUGAUCUUGCAGAAGAUGUCUCAAAAUCAAAGACCAAGGGCUCCAAUGAGAUUCGACAUGUGCCGCAGAAUUCAACCAUAGAUCUACAAAAUAUUCCAAAAGGAAUUGUUCAUAAAGUGCGCUCAAUGUUUUUGAAAUGUGAAGUUCUUUAUAACAUCUUACCAAGAUUUAAAGGUUUGCGUGUCUUAAAAUUACAGGAGUAUGAUAUUGAUGAGUUGACAAAUUCAAUUGGAAAGUUGAAACACUUGAGGUAUCUAGAUAUUUCAGCAACAUAUAUCAAAAAGCUCCCCCAAUCUAUUGGCAAGCUUUAUAACCUACAGACGUUAAGAAUGCAUGACCUCAAACUUGAAGAGUUUCCCAAGGAACUGCAAAAUUUGAUCAACUUGAGACAUAUUCAUUUUGAGUAUUGGCAUGGAGAUGGAAGAUAUCCAGUUGGCAUGGGGCGGUUGAAAAAUCUGCGAUCAUUAUCCUUUUUCAUUGUGGGUAAGGAGAGAGGUCGUGGAAUAAAGGAGCUGGGUGGCUUAAAGCAUUUGAAAGGCGAAUUAUCUAUUUAUGAUCUGAAGCAUGUGAGAGAUGAAGAAGAAGCAAAGGAGGCAAAGUUAGUGGAGAAGACAAACAUACGCAGACUAAAGUUGUUAUGGUCGGUAGACGAAUACAGGUCAGGGGUCAUCAAUAAUGACAGGGAUGUACUAGAAGGCCUUAAACCGCACUCUGCAUUGGAAAGUUUAGAGAUUCACUACUUUAGUGGUGAGACAUUUCCACCCUGGAUGAUGUGUGGAGAUUUGUUUUCUUCAUUGAAAAGAUUAACUGUUGAAAAUGCAAAGAACCUAAUUGAAUGGACGGAAGCAACGACAAGGCCAACAGAAAGAAUAGUUGUGUUUCCCUGCCUUGAGGAGAUGGUGUUGAGUAGGUGCCCCAGGCUGGAGUGCAUCCCAGUUACAAACGGCCUCCCAUCCCUCCGCGAAUUAUAUAUUUCAUUUUGUGAUGAAUUAUCAAGCCUACCGAGUGGGUUACAACAUUGUACCUCUCUUGAGCACUUGUUUAUUGCCUAUUGCCCGAAUCUCGAAGCUAUUCCAAGUUUAGACAGCCUCACACAACUCCGUCAGUUGCAGAUCUAUAACUGUGAUGGAUUAAAAGAUGUACACCCCAGUGCGUUCGCAGCAUCCCUCACCCGCUUAAAGAAAUUGGAAAUCGGUGGGUUUUGGAAGGAGCUCGAUUCAUUUCCUGCUUUUCAAGUUAUUCCACAACUUGAAGAAUUAGACUUGUGGGGUUGGCCGAAGUUCAAGUCUCUGCCUGAACAAGUUCAACACUUCACUUCUCUAACUUCUUUGUUAAUACGGCACUUCGACGACAUGGAGGCUCUUCCAGAGUGGUUGGGAAAUCUUGCAUCUCUUGAGAAGCUAAUUAUAGGGUGGUGCAAGAAUCUAAUGUAUCUACCUACGCUUGAAGCUAUGAAAUGUCUCACCAAAUUACAGGAAAUAUGGUUUCUCGAUUGUCCUCUUCUGGAAAAAAGAUGCAAUAAAGACGGGGGCCCAGAGUGGCCCAAGAUUUCACAUAUUCCACACAUCAAAUAUUGA
This is a messenger RNA of Prunus armeniaca (apricot), 3096 nucleotides long. The record is from the annotation of a GenBank genome assembly. NCBI's taxonomy places the organism in Eukaryota, Viridiplantae, Streptophyta, Magnoliopsida, Rosales, Rosaceae.